GUCCUCCGCUAUUUCAAGGCAAUAAUCGCUGUGUGGUGUCAGCACUGGUUUAUCUUGCCUGAAUACUGAGCCAAGGAUCAACUGUUGGGUGCACGAUGUCCAGCCUGCAGGGCUAUGUCGACCGCCGUGUGUUAUUGAUCCUUCAAGACGGUCGUUCCAUAGUGGGCAUCAUGGCGGGUUUCGAUCAGAAAUCCAACGUAGUCCUUUCCGAUUCGAAAGAGAGAGUGUACAGCAUGGACGAGGGUGUAGAAGAAAUACCACUGGGGUUGUAUCUGGUGAAAGGAGACAUGAUUGUACUAAUCGGUGAAAUAGACGAUGAAGCAGACCAAGCUGUCGAUCUCGCAACCAUCCGCGCCGAACCUCUACCACCAAUCCGCUACUGAUCCAUCUCAUCGAUUCCCUCCUUUAUUCACGAGAUCUCGCACUUUCGAUCGUGCUCACAAAAGGCUGCCGGGGGUGCCAUACUAGCAUUCUCUCAUCGCAUCAAAAUGUAUGUAUGUGAC
Molecule: messenger RNA, 503 nt
Organism: Serpula lacrymans var. lacrymans S7.9
Lineage: Eukaryota; Fungi; Basidiomycota; Agaricomycetes; Boletales; Serpulaceae
Exons: 4
Coding region: 96-383 (95 amino acids)
Biological process (GO): mRNA splicing, via spliceosome
Cellular component (GO): U4/U6 x U5 tri-snRNP complex; U6 snRNP
Molecular function (GO): RNA binding
Source: RefSeq, a predicted model, not a curated record